This is a messenger RNA of Centropristis striata (black sea bass), 2977 nucleotides long. RefSeq names its product protein NLRC3-like. NCBI's taxonomy places the organism in Eukaryota, Metazoa, Chordata, Actinopteri, Perciformes, Serranidae. Gene Ontology annotation, molecular function: protein binding. The record is from RefSeq and is a predicted model, not a curated record. The coding region runs from base 41 to 2878 and encodes 945 amino acids. The transcript is spliced from 7 exons.
ACAGUGACUCAGAGUGAAAGAGUCAGUCAGCUCAGACUCCAUGUUGACUGAAGAGAACAUGGAGGAGGACACGGUGAGUUUUAAUCAGACUCCAUGUGGAGGAAGAGAAGAGAACAUGGAGGAGGACACGGUGAAGCCGACACGACUGACUUCAGAUCAGAAGAUGAGUGGUUGUGUGGAGGAAGAGGAGGACGGAGCAGAGUCUCUAGUGUCCGGCUGUCUGUCCAUGAAGAGUGACCGGUCCAUGAGACACCCUCCAACCUUCAGUCCUGAACCUGGACCCUCAGACACAAAAGUUUCGUACAGACAGAGAGCAGAGUCUCUAGUGUCCGGCUGUCUGUCUGUGAAGAGUGACUGGUCCAUGCCUCACCCUCCAUUCUUCAGUCCUGAACCUGGACCCUCAGACACAAAAGAGAGGAAGAGGAGUGAUGAGGAGGAGCAGCCGUCCUGCUGUGCUUCCUGUCAGGACGUCCUGAAGGAUCCCGUCUCUAGCAGCUGUGGACACAUCAGCUCAUACUGGGACCAGUCUGCUUCAUCAGGAGACUCCUCCUGUCCCCAGUGUGGACAGAGACCCAGAAGCAGACUGGGACUGCAGACAGCCAGUCAGAGCAGCAGUGAACUGAUGGCUGGUGGUCUGCAGGAGGUUUUAGAUGAUUAUAAGAUCAGUCUGAGGAGGAGAUGUGAACGUGUGACUGAAGGAAGUGAUGCAACAGGAAGUGGAACCCUCCUCAACAGGAUCUACACUGAGCUCUACAUCACAGAGGGACAGAGUGAAGAGGUUGAUACCCAACAUGAGGAGAGGCAGCUGGAGACAGCUUCCAAGAAGAAGACCGUCCACGACGCUCCAAUCAGGUGCCAGGACAUCUUUAAAGCCUUACCUGACCAACAGGGACCCAUCAGAGUGGUUCUGACCAACGGCGUCGCUGGCGUUGGAAAAACCUUCUCGGUGCAGAAGUUCAGUCUGGACUGGGCAGAGGGUUUGGAGAACCAAGAUGUCAGUGUGGUGGUUCUGCUUUCCUUCAGGGAGCUGAACUUGAUCAGAGAUGAGCAGUACAGUCUUCUGGAGCUGCUCCAUGUUUUCCAUCCAACAUUACAGAAGGUCCCAGCAGAGAAGCUGGCCGUCUCUAAACUUCUCUUCAUCUUUGACGGCCUGGAUGAAAGCAGACUUUCUCUGGAUUUCACCAACAUGGAGGUUGUGUCUGAUGUCACACAGAAGUCAUCAGUCAACGUGCUGCUGACAAACCUCAUCGAGGGGAAUCUGCUUCCCUCGGCUCUCGUCUGGAUAACUUCCCGACCCGCGGCGGCCAAUCAGAUCCCUCCUGAGUGUGUCGACAGGGUGACAGAAGUACGAGGCUUCACUGAGGCCCAGAAGGAGGAGUACUUCAGGAGGAGGGUCAGUGAUGAAGAGCGCUCCAGCACAAUCAUCUCACACAUCCAGACAUCCAGGAGCCUCCACAUCAUGUGUCUGAUCCCAGUCUUCUGCUGGAUCACUGCUACAGUUCUGGACCACAUGUUGACUACAGAGCAGAGAGGAGAGCUGCCCAAGACCCUGACUGACCUGUACUCACACUUCCUGCUGGUUCAGACCAAGAAGAAGAAGCAGAAGUAUGAUGAGGGACAUGAGACGAGUCCACAGGAGCUGACGGAGGCUGACAGAGAAGUUCUUCUGAAGCUGGGGAGGCUGGCGUUUGAACAGCUGCAGGAAGGAAACAUCAUGUUCUACCAAGAAGACCUGGAGCGCUGUGGUCUCCAUGUCACAGAGGCCUCGGUGUACUCAGGAGUUUGUACAGAGAUCUUCAGAAGAGAGAGUGUGAUCUUCCAGAAAACAGUCUACUGCUUCGUUCAUCUGAGCGUUCAGGAGUUUCUGGCUGCAGUCUACAUGUUCCACUGUUACACCACCAGGAACACAGAGGUACUGGAGGCUUUUCUGGGGAAAAGAGUAGAAGAGAAUAAAGAAGAAGAGGAUGAUGAUGAGGGUGAUGAUGACUGGGACAAUAAAAACAGUGACCGGUCCCUUCCUGACUUCCUGAGGAGAGCCAUGAAGAAAUCCCUUGAAACUAAAAAUGGCCACCUGGACCUGUUUGUCCGCUUCCUUCAUGGCCUCUCUCUGGAGUCCAACCAGAGACUGUUAGGAGGCCUGCUGGGUCAGACAGACAACAGGCCAGAAGUCAUCCAGAGAGCCAUCAACAACCUGAAGAAGAUGAACACUGACUAUGCUGACUACAUCAACACCUCUCCUGACAGAAGCAUCAACAUCUUCCACUGUCUGACGGAGAUGAACGACCUGUCAGUCCAUCAGGAGAUCCAAGAGUUCCUGAAGUCAGAGAACAGAUCAGAGAGACUCUCUGAGAUCCAGUGCUCAGCUCUGGCCUACAUGCUGCAGAUGUCAGAGGAGGUUCUGGAUGAGUUGGACCUGGAGAAGUACAAGACAACAUACGAGGGACGACGGAGACUGGUUCCAGCUGUGAGGAACUGCAGGAAAGCUGUACUUUCUGACUGUUACCUCUCUGAGACUGACUGUGAAGUCGUGGCCUCAGCUCUGAAGUCCAACCCCUCCCAUCUGAGAGAGCUGGACCUGACCUACAACGACCUGGAGGAUUCAGGAGUGGAGCGGCUGUGUGCCGGACUGGAGAGUCCAAACUGCAGACUGGAGACUCUGAGACUUUCUUCCUGUGGACUCUCUGAGACUGAAUGUGAAGUCGUGGCCUCAGCUCUGAAGUCCAACCCCUCCCAUCUGAGAGAGCUGAGCCUGAGUGACAACUACCUGAAGGGUUCAGGAUUGAAGCGGCUGUGUGCUGGACUGGAGAGUCCAAACUGCAGACUGGAGAUUCUGAGGUCAGUUCCUGUGUUGUGCUCACACACAGUGUAUAUCUGCUGAAUUUAAAUCAUGAUUGAGGUUUCAGAUGUAGUUUGGUUCCUUUGUUUUCUGAGUUUGCCUGAGCACAGAUCUGUAACCCAGUUUGUCGGUCCGUUCUCU